AUGGGGUCUGCUUGUAGAAAGUCGCAGGACACUGAAAACAAUCUCAAAUAUAGCGUUGAGAAGGAAAUGGAUGACUCUUUAGGUAAGCCCACUCAACCUCUUUUUCUCAUUUUACAAACUGGUUGGGUUGAGCGAGCAGGCGCCUCGCUCAGACCAGUUUGUUUAUAAAAUUCAUGAAAAAUGUAUUGUGUUGAAAACCCAUUCAUACACCUUUUCUCAGAAUUUUUAAUGCUGUUUUAAAACGUCUGGUAGUUUUCCUUUAAAAAGAAGAGCGAUAGAUUGAACUUUUCAACUGAAAUAGGCUUUCCCGGUGCGAGAUUAGUCGUAAACUAAUGAGUACCCCAAAAAGUCGACCUCGAUGAAAAUACUUAAUAUUCGUAUUCAUAAAAAUAUUUUAUUCAGCAAACGUUUCUCUUAUCCAUUAAUUUUGAAGUUUGGUGGUAUUGUUUUAUGAAUACUAGUAUUCUUUGUUAUCGCUGAGACGGAAGCCCGGCAGUUUAAACGCUAUUAAAUGACAUUUCACGCACAUUUCACGCACAAGCAAGUGUAGCUGCCAAGAAGACUAUAACACUUUGCAAUUCUUAUCCUACCAUCUGAGUGAGCCCCACACCUGUUUGGUGGCGUGUGACAGCCGGCACAAGGAUUCUGUAUUAUGUGCAGACAAAAAAGCAAUACAAAAAGGCGACGAGAAAAGAUCCGAAAAGCCAGCUUAAUGCGGCACGCGUCGCUUCAGAUAGAACGGGGCGGGCGUUUUUAUUAGCGCGAACACCGUGAUUUCACAGCGCACGCUCUCGCUCUUUCACGCUUUCGGCGCACGAAAAGCACGUUUCCCAGAAUAAAAACUGACUCGGAGCUGACGCAUAGAAAUAGAUGCUAAUUAGAUCUGCACCGAGCAAAUACCCUGCUAAUUAAAAGAAGCUAGUCAUCAAAGAUUCGCCGGUUGUAAGCUGCUAUAUGAUCGCUAGAAUGACUUUUUCGAUAUAUCUUGAUCAGGCGAGCACCUUCCAGUUCAUAGCCCAUGGGAUUGAGUGUUAAAGGAACUAUAAUUUUAACUUCCUGUCGCCAAAGACGCCGAGUGCAUGUUCAUUAAUUAGUUGACUGUGCGUUCGUUUUAACGCAGAAUUUUUGCCACCAAAAAAAGGAAAUGUUCAUCCAAGGGCGGAAAGAAAUGCGAACUUCGCUUUCUGCAAGAUACCGCGGCUAUAUUUUUGUGCGACCAGCUGCCGCUUGUAAAAUCACUGGGAAAGGUAAGAUGUUUUACGAUAACGAAGCCGCCAGGCGAUCAAACCUGGCUUUAGAAAAUUAAAUUGCAAACGAGUAAAAAUGUCGGUUAACCACGAAUGUAGGUCAUUGCUGAAAUGGGAUUUUCUCCUUAUCUGAUCAUAAAACUGAAAGUCCGGUAAUCUCUUUAAAAAAUGAACGACUUCGCGACUGAAAAUGAUCGAAAUCUGAUGAUGUUUAAUGGUUUACAGGUGAAGAGGAAGUUUUUGGGUUAAUUGCCAGAAGUUAUGUUUUCAGAGAAAAGAAAACGCAAUGUCGCUCAGGUAUCAAAAGAUAUUGGAAAAGUUAACUGUCGCGAGCGACAUGUCUUUUAACUUCUAUCAAUUUGUGUGACUAGCCGUCCAGUUAUUUAAUGAAGUGAAAAAGAUGUUGAUGACGUAAAAGGAAAAAAAAACGGAAUAUACAAAUGCAUAAUUCAAGUUAUUUUAUACCCAAAGCAAUUAUUUUUCGUUGUUAUCUUCUUUGAAUGAUUAUAAUGUAAGCCUUAUAUUCUUGUAUCUCCCAGUUUUAUCUUUGAUGAUUUUGAAUCUUGGUUUCGAAGUAUCGGCAGUUUCAUAUUCGCAAUGGUUUUGGAAUAAUGAUUUCCUUUCAUCCUUUAAAACCUUCAAAUAUAGAAAAUUAAAAUUUCUUCCCGUUGUUCACUCAAUUUUGAUUGUUUUUUUUUUGUUUAGUUUUGGUCAGCUUAUUAAAUAGAUAAAUUUGCAUAGACUGCUUAUAAGCAGACUGACAUUUGCUGCAUUUUUUUGAGCAAUUCCCAUCUUUUUCACGUUCAACAUCAAAUAGCAUUUUCGCCGUGAAAAGUUCAUUUUAUUUUUCUUUCGGUGUGUUUCUCCUUUAACUCUCUUUUGGUAUAUCUGUUUGCACUUUAUUUCCCAAGUUAUUAUAUAAGAAGAUCGGUUAAAUAAGUGAUUACCGUCUACAAAGCAGAGACCUGUUUUGUCUUUAACUUGGUGCCAAUUACAACUUGAAGGACAGUUGAUGCUCUCAGGUCAUGUCAGGUAGCAGUUGAUGAAUUCUCAGCCUACAAUUUCUGUCCAACUUGCAAUUUUGUCUCUUUAUUAGAGCGUUUUCACUCAAGGGGCCAUCAGCUAUGUAAAUUUAUUCGAACAAAAGAAAGUUUUAACAUAACAAAACGGUUGCGGGGAAAAGUCGCCCUGAUGAGGAUUCUCUACAGUUUUGAACACUCGUUGACUCUUCACAGCACUGAACCUUGCAUGAAAAAUGUAAAGAUCCUUUGCAUAAACGGCGUCUAUAUUUGGUUAUAUAAUUCGUAUACAUCUCAAAUUCAAACACAGUCCUCUGACACGAAUUGUCUGUAGAUUUCGACGGUAAACCAAUAAAAAGUGCGGCCUAUCGCUUAAGUAUAUACCACACAAGUGAGUAGUGCUCUUUGCACGUUUUUCGCGUAUUCUCAAACAAUAGAAACCCCAGAAAACUUCGACCAUUUUACUUUUUCGCGCCAGAAAAGUUAACAAGGUUAUUUUAUUGAAGGAGUCAACAACACUUCGCAACGACAACAACUUUAUUAACAGCAAUGCCAUGCAUAAAACAUACACACUGAAUGGCCUACAUUUAACAAAAGCUAUUCGAGUUUAAGCACUCUCUCGAUCACAUAUUAAAUGAUAAAAGCUUCUAACGAUUGAUAACUUGUUUCCGUCGACACUACCACAAUAUUUUCUCUAAAACCCGCAGUGGUAUGACGACGACCCGCCAACUACAUGUGCAAACUUUGAGGAACAGACUGCCGCUCCCGCAUUGGACUGUGCACCCAGAAUACUGUAUUUCGAGGACUGGACUGAGGUGGACUGGAUUGGACCGCGAAAUACAGUAUGCCGCCUCAGAGAACGCUGUUUAGUCCACCGUGACAAGAGCGCAAAUCCAAGUUUCCCGAGACUGACGGCCUACUAUACUAUGACUACGGCUACCACGUUUUCCCGCCAAAAUGACACUGGCUUACGCAUAUUACAGAUUGUUUUCACAUGACGUCAUGGCGGCCAUAUUGGUGUUCCAAAAUAUUGAAACGGCGGCCAUGUUGGUUUCCCAAACAAAUCCUGUAGGGGUUGAACUCUUUUAUUAGAUAAACGCUUCUUUGUAUAGCUGCUGACCACGUGCGUGAAAACGCUUCAGUAUAAACACAAUCGUUGUGUGAGCCUUCUUACAGCCUCUCUUACGUAUACUUCAAUACCAAGGACUUGAUAAUCGGCUAGCAAGUGACUGAUGAUUAUUUUGUUUUGCUUUUAAAAUAGAGACAUCUAUCCAGCCGCAUAUUCACGUGACCAAAGUGCCUGGUGACUGUGCAUGCGGAGCUAACGAAAAUGACGGUGAAGCGUGCAUCUGUGAUGGCUUUCGCAAGUACGAGAGUGCGUCCUCGGAGAAAGCUUCAGUUCUCGCCGUUUCGAGGUAACAUAAUAUAUAAAAUUUAGCCAAGGCUAAAGACGAAGAUCCCGUUAAUAAAUACACGUCCACUUAAAUUUGAGACUGCGAUCAGUCAAAAACUAGAAAUUUGUCAGCAGAUAACUUCAAAAAAUUCGAUGUGUCGACCCCUGAGCCCGCGAUACGGUCAUGUGAUACUGGUCAGCGAAUACGCCGUUUUGACAUCUGUCAACUGGCCACAACAUGGAUGUGCAAUAUUAGGUUACAGCAGGCUCCCACAUUAGCUAGAAAGUGUGAGAUUUCACACUGGUUUCCCAGUGGUGCGGAAGGAAGGGAGGCAGGCGAACGGACGAACGGUCACGUGAUAGAUAGCUAGAUAACCAAUUUUUCUUAGCUAUGGGGCUCCGCUAUAAUCAUGAAAUAGAAUGAAAUGAAAAUUAAUGAUGAGUGAGAGAAUUAACACAUCCACAUUUUCCUCCUCCAGCGUUUUGGAGUCUUACUGAAAUUUGCCGGAAAAAAAGGCUUUUUAGGGGUAAUGCAAUUACUCCUGUUAAAUCUGCGUUUUUACUGUGGGCUACAAAUAAUUAAAACGACUCCUCCCUUUAUAGCAACGUUUCAUAAUCAGUUGCGAAAGCAAACGAUUUUUCUCAGUGCAUUUUCUCGCUGCCGAAACCAUCCACAAAGUGAAAAUCGAAACUGACUCUAGAUGCAAUGCAAAUGUUUAGCAAGCAACACGAUCUGAGCAAUAUCUACUUUCGUCGUAUGACACGACUUUUUUAAGAAAAUACUCACCAAAGAUAAAAACCUAGAUUUUUGAACAAAACUGAAUUCAUACAAAAUAAAAAUAUUUGGGUAAAGAGUGAAAAUGCCCGGGGGGGGGGGAUUCCGCAUAUGAAAGGGGUGGAGAUGCUCGUCGUCUCGCUUAGGGGUGUAAAUUUCGGAUUUUGGUCUCACUUGGGGUGUUUUGGUCGGUCUCCUUUAGGGUUUAAUUCAAAAUUUCCGACGAGCAUCCCCACCCCUUUCAUAUGCGGAGUCCACCCCCCGGGGGAAAAUGUGGCGAGUCCAAAAAGCUGGAUCCUUCAUGGGAGAAUUGAAAUUCAAUAAUCAGAAUAAUCCCCAAGAUCUUUCGAUUUUCAUGAGAGUUUUGAAGACUGUGUGAAUAUUGUCCAAAGGGUAAACGAUUGGUGUCUUCUAUUUUUCGCUUGUUACUUCCUCAAAUUGUACGUUUAAGAAAUGAAUGCGGGCACUCCUGGGGUUCACAUUGGCAGCGUCAGUGUAUUCUGAAACUAACGAUUACGAUAUCUUAAAAUUCACUUUGAAAAUGCUUACAUGAAUUGCCUCAAACCCCCUCCGCUGAUGCCCAAUAAAAUUUAUUGAAACCUUUGACAUACGUUUAGUAUAGAAGUACGUCAACUGGAUCGAUAUCUAAAAUACAAGUAUGUCAUCACCGAAAACCAAUCCAAGAGUAACAGAGAGGAAUUUCCAUGAGGUUACGCAAAGGUUAAUUGAUAAGACGUAUGGUCAAAUUUGAUUUCAUUCAAGCGCAACUAUUUUGGUGAAAAAGGCCCAAAGCAUGGACGCAUCGCGAAAAAGUACGGCUGUUAAAGAUGGUAACUCCUUGAAACCCUUGUAUUGCCUAGAUCAGGUAAUGUGAUUAUUCCACGCGAAACACUAUCGAGGAAACAACUUACAGUUAGGGGAUGCGCGAGCUUUAAAUGAUUGAACAUUCAAAUAUCUUAUUUGUUCUUCUUCUCAAUUACUGCGGUUGUCUUGAAACAUAGGUCGCAGAGUAGCGGUAUGAAUCGGGUGAUCCAAACCUCUCUAGAACUAAACGUGAAGACGAAAUAGGCGUUGGGCACCCAGGCAUCUGGUUUAACCAUUUUUAGUUUAAUUGUAUGGGCAUCGACCCAUUGACAUGAAUAAAAUGUAGUCCCGUCAAUCUUUCCCGUGAGGAGAGAAUCAUUCGCACCAGGUAUAUAUAAGGGGAAUAUGUUUUGAUAAAAACUAACCAAGUUGAUGUGAAACACAUUUGAUUAGUUUUACAAGUCAGUUCUCUAAUCGGCUACUGAACUCAGCUAUAGAACUAGAAGGCCGGGGUUUGCACUAACCUAGUGUUUAAAUUUAAACUCACGUUUUGUAGUCUUGGAAGGUGAAUCUUUUUAUCAUGGACGCCGGGAAUAAAAUGUAAAAGAAACCAUUCCUCACGCCCUCCUCUAUUUUCACCAUUUUUUCAUCCUUGAUUUAAAGAGAAGGGGUAGUCCAAAUUUUCCAUUUAUUCAUUUCAAGUUUGUUAUUCUCAGGUAAAAGCCCCGCAAUUGCUAGUUUAUACAUUUCAAUUAUAUGCAUAUUUAUUGAUGAACAAAAUUAAUUUAUAUUUGUUUUUAACCCUUGAUUUGGUGGGGGUCGACCAUCUUUGGGGCAUUUCUGAACCUGCGCUAUUUCUUUCGGCAAGAAAAAAAUAAACUUAACCAGUUAUAAAAUAAAAAUAAGAAAAAUAGACUCGUCAAUCCUCGAGUGGUGAGCACGUCAUUGUAGAAACGGCUGAGUGAAAUGUCCAUUGAACAAUACAUAUUAACCACUUGUUCACCCCAAAACUUUUACUUUAAAGAGUGUUUUCUGAAGUGUAGGAGUGGAUAAUGACGUAUCGUAUCAUGUCUUUUGCACCUGCCUCGUGGUGAUGCUUUACACCAGUUUCGCUACUUGUCAAAUUCGCUACGUUCGAGUUCGCUAUCUACAUACUCGGCUAGCUGCCUAUUGACAAAGUUCAAAACUUGCACCUUCGGAAGCAGGGCUAAAAAGAACGAGAUAUUUAUUAGAUAUUCUAGAUUUCUAGUGGGAUUAAGGGGUUAUUUUCGAUGGUUUACAGAAAGCCUAAUGUGUAUCAAACGUGUUCCGAACUAGUAUGUAGCGAAUUCGACAAGUAGCGACGAAAACCCAUCGUUACGUCGCAAUAAUAAGCUUGCUUACAUUCUCCUUGUUCUUUUUCUUCAUCUACUUUUCAGCAUUAUCUCGUAUGCUUCAUUUGGUGAGCAAGUUUUUUUCCGCUUAAAUUUCGAGUCAUUUUUCUAUUUAUAGUUGUUGUUUUUGUUUUCAUCCGCAAAUAGCCAGUUCAUUCUGACAGCUUUAAUUGUCUGUUUCUUUGUGAUUUGGUGUUUACUUUUUUCGAAAAUAAUGGCGUCAUUAUACUCAAGGUCCCGUUGAGUCCAAAAUUAGCAAACUUUUCAAAGAACUUCAACUCAUCAUCAGUACCUUUCGAUAAAUUCCUCUUUUUGUGUUUUCGUUUUCAAAUCUCUCAUGGACAAAGAUUACCCUGCAGAAGUUUCUUGAAGCUCCUAAACGCAUACAGAUGUAAGAAGGAGCAUUUUUUAUCUGUUCAGCGUCUUGGCCCGGUUCUUUUUUCACUCUACAUGAAUCUAAAAACAAUUUGCGAGAUACUAACAUCGUCACGGCAUAUGCAGACGGAAGUCGUUAACGCAAAGAUUUGUACAAGUUUACAAACUUACGGACUCGCGUGUACGUAGCAUCGAUAUUCGAUCUUAAGUGAGAGAUUAACAAACAUGAAUAUAUUGCUUAACACUAUUGGCAACGUGCUAAUCCGUAGGCCUUAAAUGACGUGCUGAAUUUGCGUCAUUUAAUUUCCCAAAAGUAAACGUCAUUUGAACAUAAACUCUUGUAAAAAGGUAGACAAGUACAGUUUUUAGUGUUUUUAGUGUACAUUUUUUCUGAAAAAAUCCGAUUAUAUCCUAGAAAGAGUUCUUUUUCUGUUGAAAAGAGCUUCAAUAAGAGUAUAAAUGUUCCGGAGUUAUAGCCUAAUAUUGCUUUCAUGUGCGUGCAAACAUAAGAAAAGUACACUUUGAGAACAAAAGAAGAAAAAGAAUUCAAUUCCCUAAAGAGCAAACUUUCAAACAUAGUUCUAAUUGACUGUUUACUCCUACGAUAAUUUGCAUUCCAGAACUUGUUCCUUUACGUAGGGUGUGAAAUACAUCUCUUUUAUGGCAGUCAUGGAAGGAUUGCAAAGAAUAUUUGGCUUUUGUUAGUCACGGUGCGAUCGAGAGUAAACCAAACGUGCUAGGCUCCAAGUAGUCACAAUAUGUUUGCCUUUAGAACUAAUGAAGGCGUGUAAAGUGAUUUAUAACUUGGAUUCGAGCCAUUAGUCUGUACGAGUUGUCGUGCGUGGAUUUCUCGUGUCAUAGAAAAUAGAGCAAACAUUGAGGCUCUUUGCAAUCUGUCACUCCGCAAGAAACAACCAUUAUUUUAAGCAUGGGAGCUGUAAUGUCUGGAAUUAUGGACGUGCUGACAGUGCGGUUCAAUUAUGUGGAGACAACUUCAAGAAGAAGGUCAAAUUCAUGAAAUCAGUUGCUAAACUUAAGUCAUAUUAACAGUAUAACUAAGGUUCGAGAAAAGUAGUCGAUUUGUAGACUGGUUUAUACCCAGUCACUCAAAGAAAUGCUAUUUUGACUUUUCAGAUUGCGUGAAAUUAUGGAUCAACUGGAUUCAGGCAGAUCUUUGUCAAUGAACGAUAUGAAACACGAACUAGGGAUUGCAGUCGCCAUGUUGGACAAAGCAAAUACGGCAGCCCCGGGAAGGGACUUCAGGUAUGUAAGCUGAUGUAGACUUUGCUCUGUUUACAGUUAGCUCACGUGUGAUAUAAUUAGUAUACACAUACAGCUAACGUUAUGUUCACACGUCACUGGACGAAGUUUCGACCGGCUAAAAAAUUUGACCGGACAAUUUCUUGUUCACACGAAACCGUUUAGUAUUCUCGCUCUGUUCACACCGAGCUGACAAACCAGUUAGUUUUACUAUCUAUGGUUUUUUUUAUCUGCCCAUGCGCAGAGUGCUACUUUCAAAAUGGCGUCUCCAAGCUGAGUUACCACGCAUAGACUUUUAUGGUGUUCACACCUUGCCGGUCAAAUUUUCGACCCAUUUCGGAAAAAAUAUUUGACCUCCAUGGUGUUCCGGCAUAAACAUUUCUCUCCUUUUUUCUCCUACUGCAUUUUAGGAAUUCCACAAGCGCCUUAAGUGAAAUAGACGAGGAGCUUGAAAGUAGCUUUUACUCUGAUGACGUCAAUGAGGAGGUGCGGGAGUGGAUUGCGACCACGUUUGCAAGGACAACUCCAGGCAUGCGCAGAAAGAGUUUGGCCCGACGGCAUACAUUUCGAAGUGUAGUCCAGGCGGUAAAAGCUAGUUUGUACGUCAAAAGGUUAGUAGAGAGAAUAAAAUAAACGAUAAUAAUAGGUGAAAACGCCAGCAUUAGUUAAAACAAAAACCACAAAAGCAUGUUGUUUGACCCUUCCUCUGCCAUCUUGGAUUCAUAUUAGGCGCCAAAGAGAGCAGCACCAAAAUUUUUGCCAGAAAUGCUUUGUCCAUUCUCGUCCCCAGCGCCACUCGACUUAAUUUUCAAGAACACAUGACCAAAAGUGAUGUGGGGCUCUGACGACGAGAAUUCGUUUUGUCAAUCAGCCAAGAUCACCGGCCCAGUUCACUUAAACUUCAAUUCUACCGCCCCUUGACCUUUUACAACAAGAAGCGAUAUGGGAAUAAAAAAUCGUUUUUACAUCAAUAGAUUUGCACUUAGCCUCGCUUUGAAACAGAGGCUUGGAGCAACUCGGAAAUGGCCUUUUAUAUUAACUGAUUUAUACCCAUCUUCUUUCUUCAAGGAUUUAUCAAAAUAUGGCUGAAAAAUCUAAAUUUCAAGUUCCAGAGGAAGUACAAGUUUACUACAAGGUAAUAACGGAGAUAGGUGUUUUUCCAAAAGGCAAUCUGAUAUUUUCUACAGUAGCAAUUUUACUGAUCUUAUAUCAUUUUUAUUUUACAAUUAUUGCGUGGAUGAGGCUGAGUCGCGUGUGAUGUGAAGAUAGUUAUUCAGAUUGAGCAGGGUGUUAUCGUUAUGCUGGAUAACACUUAUAUUUUCACCAUUCGUUACACUUUUGAACAACACCACACUUCUGUAUAUUUAUUUUAUCACUUGCAUUUCUAAUGGACUGAUGAGAUGUAUUUUUUUCAUGUUCAAGACUUUAGACAACUGGACGUUCGAUCCUUUCAAGUUUAAUGAACUAACAGGAGGGCAUACGCUUCGUUAUCUUGGUCACGAACUUUUCAUCCGCUAUGAUCUAAUGGCAAAAUUUAAGGUGAGCAACGAAAUUUAUAAUUAGAAGCAAAGCUCGUUGUACAAACUCUUGUUCUCAAACGUUUCGUGAUCAUUCCAGUGAGAAAUUUCGAGCGCAAACCGCCUAAAACAUUAACAAGGCAAGAAACACGAUUGCUCUCGAACCUCUUUCCAAGAUCCUACUCCCGUCAACUAGAUCUAGGCUGCUUCGUCUACGGGCUUCCCCUUCUUACUUUCAUACCGGGCGCUUGGGUUGUUGGGAAAGAUCCACUGCACACGCUUUAUGAUCCUUCCCAUAAUGCUUUAUGCUUUCUGUUUUCCGCGCGCCAGUGGCACUUGAGGACGAGGCAGUAGAAGACAUUAGGACCCUGGAAAUAAUGGCGGGGGGUUUCAUCACGAGUAGUUCACACUUUGUUGACAGUACGUUUACGUGGCCAGUGUCGAAUCAAGCGGAGGGGCACGGGGGACUCGCUCCCCCUUUAUUUUUAGACAAAACUGACGCCCGAAGACCGCUCCCCCCUUAUCUAAGGGUCUGAAUGACCGCCCCCCCCCGACCCGCUUAUCUCAAAGUCUGGAUCCGGCACUGAUGGCACUACUUGUUUUUAAGCAGUUUGCAAGAAGAAAUUAAGAAUAUUUGUUGUUUUUUUCCUUCUUUUUUGUACUUUCGAGCACUCUUGGGAAUGAAAGGCUAUUGUUACUUUGACAGAUUACCACGGCAACACUGGACAGAUUCUUACUAGCAAUCGAGGACGGAUAUAAAAGACCCCAGAAUCCGUACCACAACGAACUUCACGCGACUGAUGUCACGCACUCGGUGCACUAUUUUCUAUCUCGUGUAGGUCUCAAGGUGAGUAAUUCCGCCAUGAAAGAAGCUGGGUCGAGUUAGCUUUUGCAAAGGCUUUUGGGAUCGUUACUGGGAACGCGCCGGUCAUCAGCUAUUGGCCAAUUUUUUUCAGUCCCCAGUAAUAAUCCCAGGGGUCUUUGCGACCCUGGUCCAGUUUCUUUCUCGUUUUUAAAGUGGCGAAUUCAGCUGCAGUACAUUUUCGUAAGCUGCGAGCAAGCUCUCCGGGUCGCUCUGGCGGCGGGGCGGAAAAUGAAAGAGAGCUUGCAACUACGUCUCUGGAUUCUGAAUAUCUGCAUCGAAAAAGUCGCUGCGAAAUGCUGCUUGGCGGAGAUGACAAAAGUAAUGACGUCAUUUCCCUUGGCACGUGUUUUUCAAUGCUUGUUUACAUUCGCUCUCGUUUCCGCUUCGCGCUGAUUGGCGGAAAUUUAACAGCUCGGUCUACGGGGAACCACAGGGGAAUUGAAGGUGGGAUUCAGAUUCCAGAGACGUAGUUGCAAGCUCUCGGCUUCCUUUUCUCGCCCCGCCGUCAGAGCGCCCCGGAGAACUCGCUCGCAGGCUAACGUUAUUAUUGAGAUCGGGAGGAUCCGGGAACGUAUCUCAUCAUCCUGGUGCCCUCGUCGCUAGAGUCGAUCUUCUCCGCAUUCAAAUUCAAUUUGAAAAUUCAAAGUUAACAUUUUUGUGAAAAUGUAUAGGCCUGGGUCCGAUUCCUGAAGUACUGCUCACCUUUAGUCCGUGAUUAAACUUUUGAUUCAUAAAUGUACUUAUAGCUUACCUUAGAUUAUUUUAGAGUAUCAUUUUGUGUUAUAACUGGGUCUCCCCAGCUCGAUCAACAAUAUCGUAAAUAUAUAAAAACUUAAAAAGUUUUAAUAUGUUUUACCUUCUGUGCAUAACAGGGUUCAUGUAGAUUCGAAUCUUACGCAGGAUAUUUUUGUUACAGCAUUGCAUGAGUGACCUGGAGAUUUUUGCGCUUCUUCUUUCCGCUAUUAUACAUGACGUCAACCACACUGGAACUACAAAUCUCUUUCAUGUCAAUUCAAGGUAUUGUGUGGAAUUAAUAUUGUGUCUAGGUGCUCCUUGGACUUCAAGCUUAGUUACUGACGCUCUCUCUAGAAAAUCAUGUUUCAUGUUGAGGUAGUCUGGAUAGCUGGGAUUUUCACGUUAACUAGGACAAAAAUCCGCAGAUAGAUGCGAGCGGUUUGUUUUCAGUUCCCAGCGAUAUUUCAUUUUGUGUUUACCUUUAACGCAGAAGCGGUUUUGAUUUGAAACGAGUAUAGCAAAGGCAAUAUAUGAUCUGAAACGAGGUUUAAAUAUUAGUCUAAAAAUCUACAUUUCUACAGACAACAGAUCAAGCAAUCUCGUACCCAGAUCUCUUGUUGACGAAGCCUAAGGCGAGAUCUCCGCCUUUGGCUUCGUCAAUACAAGAUCUGGGUACGAGAUUACGAAUCAACAGAAAUUUUUCCGACAUGGGUUGAAACAUAACCAGCGUGACCACGCUAUAUCAUUAAUUGAAGCCUCACCAUGCCCUCUAUAACGAAAAAUUAAUUCGGCAGGAGGACUGGUGAGUAUGGGCUUCUGGUAAAAAUGAAAGCCGAAAGUAAAAUGCCCAAGUGGUGAAACUUCCGGCACGCCCUCCUCCAAGAGUUGCCGUGAAAUGAGUGCCCAACAAUAAGCCAAAAUUCUACCAGGAGAGAAUGCCUCCAAUAGAGGGGAGAAGUCGUGACGUCUCGUUGCCACGGUAGCAGAAAACCGUGGUCCUGCAAAUAUGGCAGAAAAAACGAAAAAAUUGACAUUCAUGACUUUCCUUUGCGUGAUUGAACUCGGUAGCCCAUUCUUUUCUUCCAUCGUUCGACAAUGUAAAGGACCGUUUCUGUCAAGAAAUAUUGUUGCGAUCCAGAAAUAUUGCUACAAUUGUGACGUGACGACACCCUCUUUCUACCCAAUCAAACGAACUAGUGGCGUUGUGAUCAAAUAAAACUAGGUAUCGCUGAAUGGUGAGUGAAACUGAUCAAUUUCUUGUUUCUCUUUCCACUUUACUAAGAAAACUUGCAAAGCCCCAGGUGUUGUUUUAUCGUAGUUUCUAAAAUACUUUUAUUGCCAGGUCUGAACUCGCUCUUUUGUAUAAUGAUCGCUGUGUGCUGGAAAAUCAUCACUUGUGCUCUGCCUUCAAGCUAUUAAAAUCAGUAAGUAUGCAUUCGAAUUGACUCUGCCUUUUCAAACGUAAAGCUAAUUUUUUUUUCUCCGUUUCAUCUUAUCUCUUUUAUAGAGGGAACUAGACAUUCUUGCAGGUUUAACACCCGAGCAGUACAGGUUAGUAAUUAGACUUUUUGGCUAUCAAACCUAACCUGUGAGCAGGCUCUCCCUUUCGAGUAGUGUGCAAAGCGAGCCGCGAGACAACACGCGAGAGCGAGGGCCUUUCUUUUCCCCUUUCCUCGCUCUCGUGUGUCUUUUCGCGUGCCGCCCACGCUUGAUUUCUCGCGCCUCUCUCAGAUAGAGAGCUUGCUCCCAGGCUACUUACUUUCAAACCAGAUAAAGCUAUUUAGCUGACUUAUCCUUCUAAAUUGCCUAACCAAACUAAUACUAUUCACUUCACUUGAUUUCCUUACAAAUUUCCCCAACAGUUUUCCGCGCGAGUUAUAUCUAUAAUUUAUCAUUAUUUCUAUCCGACAGCGGUAUAAGAACACUUGUGGUCGACAUGGUCCUAGCAACAGACAUGUCUUCACAUUUUGAACAGCUUCGAGCCAUGAAAGCUGCGCUGACGGUGCUUGGAUGGUAAGAUUGCAUUGCGAUAUUCAUUCGCCACUUUAAAAACGAGAGGGAACCUGGGCCGAGUUAGCUUUCGCAAAAAAAAACUUGGCCAAUAGCUGACCGGCGCGUCCCAAAUAGCGAUCCCACAAACAAUUGCGGGAAGCAUUUCGGCUCCAGUCUCAUCUCGUUUCUAAAGUCGCGAAAAGCUGUCUGAAAAUAUUUCACCACUUUCUCAGCGUUUUUUCUUUCUUCUGGUUUGUCGCUAGCCUUCCGUUAGUUUGUCCUUAAUUAUUGGCUCUUUGAAUUCAAAUUUAGACAGUAUACCAUACCUUCUACUGUUCUUAAAAUUUUGGCAGCGUUGAGAGAAAAUUUAGUUUGAUUGACACAUUUUUUUCUUUGAAAGUCAAGUAGAAAAGAGCCAGGCACUGGAAUUCAUUUUGCAUGUGGCUGAUAUCAGUAAUCCGGCGAAGGACUGGGAUUUACAUCGUCAAUGGACGACACGUAUUAUGGAAGAAUUCUUCUGCCAGGUCAGUGAGCAGUCUAUGCUAGAAGUAACCAAAGUUUUGGGAGUGCGGGGAGAUCGAUCAAAGCUGUACUUUUUCUUAGUUUCACGUGAUAGAACGUCCAAGCGCGCGUGAUCAGAUUGCAUUCUCCUCACUCUAUUCAAUCUUAGUUUUUCUUUUUUUUUUUACCGUGUUAAAAUAAAGAUUUGAGAUUUGAGAUUUGGAAGUCAAAACGAAUGCUAGCUACAUAUAAUUUCGUACCCAGAUCUCACUCUGUCUUAUGCCGUGAGAGAUCUGGAUACGAGAUUAGGCUACGUACCUGCUGCGCAUGCUUAAUAGCAACCUGGAGAUUAGGAUUGCAGCGCUCUUGAUAAUCAGUCAUGAGAAAGCGUAAAAAACAUUUUAUUUUACGUCAUCGUGAAAGUCUUCUAAAUGUUUUGCAUUGACCCAAUGGCACUUCCCGAUACAACCCUCGCUCUCACUCCACUGGACGUAAGGAGGUUUUCCUUUUUUGUUAGUUCAAUAACCACACAACAGUUCAAUAACCACUCAACGGUUCAAUAACUACAACAGUAGUUCAACUACCACACAUUAGUUCAUUGACCGUGAACUACAUGUAGCUGCGGGAAAAUUAGCCACAAAUGCGUUAGAUAUUUUUAAAUAUGAAUGUGUAGCAUUAAGUAAGUGGUAAAUACUCAUUUAGCAACAAUACAAGAACUAAAUUGAGAAAUAGCUAUGGUACACUGUUAUUAUGUUCUAGUGAGCUCACUAAUGUAGACAGGAAAAUAGACUGAUGUUAAUGUAAAUUAAAAGUUAUAGUCUGCUCAGAAGGUCUGUCGUUCACAUCAGGGGAACACUGAACAGACCUGGAUUGAGAGUCAGCGCUGAAAAUGGAAAGCUAACUCGGUCCGGAGAAAACUAACACUAAAUAACCCAACAAAGCGUGCGUUGAUAAAGCAGAAAACAUAAACGGGUUGAACAUGACAGUACCAUACGAUACGCACAAGCGAAAUCUUCAGUGAUCAGCGGCUUACAUCUGUCGAUUGAUGCAAUUGCAUAAUUAAUGCUCAUGUAUUUUUUCAGGGAGACCGCGAGAUGGAGCUGGGUUUACCCAUUUCACCGCUUUGUGAUCGUUCUGUUACCUUCAUACCGGAGAGUCAGUUAGGUACGCAAUGCAUGCAAAAUCAUUUUCAAUGCGAUAGUUUAAAUUGUGGAUAGGCUUUUCAUUAUGUCGCCAUUUUACUAUAAAACCACUGAAGCUUGUUUGCAUCAAGCUACAAUCUUGGACAAAACUCUUGAUAAAAUUGCAAACUUAGAGAGCAUUUUUCUAAACAUCCUAACCAUUGCGAUUCUUUCCUCCCCCCUACCACUGGAAGCAACGUUGUUGUGUCUUCUAAAGAAAGCCUGAUCCUUGGGCGUUUGUAGGAAGCAACAUUGAACUGGAGGAAGAAGAUUUGUUUCCGCAGAGCAGUUGUUUUUGGAAAUUGUUUUGUUGCGUAGCAGUGGCUGAUCCAGACCUUCAGAUAAGGGGGGAGGGGGUGCGGUCAUCCAGACUAGGCCUUUCCCGAUUGCGCUCGUAAAAUCGUAAAAAAGUGCUGGCAAAAAUGGCUAAAAAGUGCUCAAAAAGUGCUCAAAAUUUCAAAAUAGUGCUCAAAAAGUGCUAAAAGUUCUGAACAGUUACCUCUAAGCUUUUCGUAAAUAUGUCAAUUUUUACUGAAGUAAUUAACAAUCUAUUUUGCGUAGUGUUAUUCGACAGGUUGUUACGAAAGGUUGAUAGAAUAUAGAACAAUAAUAUUUUUAUUGACAACAUCAUUAGUUAUUCAAAUUUACGACCUGGAACACGAUUCUCGUUGCAAGCGACACACAGUUUUUGCUUUAAAAUGUUUUAGAAGACAUAUGUUGCUCGAAAUUUGCUCGAAAUGUGAAAUAUUGCUCAAAUGUUACCCAAAGUGCGAAAAAGUGCUUAAGGGUGCUCAAAAUGCAAAAUAGUGCUCCAAACUCAAAAAAGUGCUCAAAAGGUGCUUAGCGCAAUCGGGAAAGGCCUAAUCCAGACGCUGAGAUAAGGGGGGGGCCGGUCUCCAAAAAAAUUUUUUUGGCCCUUCGGGCCUCAUUUUGGUCAAAAAAUAAGGGGGAGGGGGGGCGGGCCCCCCGGCCCCCUCCCCUGGAUCCGCCACUGCGUAGGAUAAUGCACAUUAAGGAAAAAAAAAACGUUCUCAACCCGCCGCCGCCGCCGCCUCCUUUCCCACAUAGGGUGUGUUCUAUUUUCCCUUAACCUUGUUUUCGUAACGUUCCUGCUCUCUGAGAGUCUGGCACAUCUUACUUUCUUAGUCUUCUUACUUCAAACAUUCCAGUACAGAAAUGUUUCAUCAACUCGAUCUUAUUUUCUACUUUCUGCCAGGAUUUAUCGAAUUUAUCGUGCUACCAGCGUUCGAAUUGUGCGGCGAAAUGAUGGACAUUUUACUGGAAACGAGGAUUUCACAAGCCGCGGUUGAACUUGGCUUAGAGGGAUCUGGGGGUAAGGAGAGGGCCUGGGUAGCGGCACUGGCGGAAAAUCGACGGAAGUGGAAGGAGCAAUGUCAACCUCUUCAAAAGGGUAAGGGUUAUUUCCGGUUGCGUUCAUUUUCUAAUCAGUAGCUACACAUUUAAGAGUCGAUUGCUUCCUCUGGUCAUUUCCCACACCUUACCCCUAAAGUGGUCAAACCGUCAAGGGGGGUUGUUCAUUCAUAAUGAGCUCGGGGAUCUGCGAAUUAUUCCUAAAACCCGCUCCCCCCCCCCCUUUCCUCCCCUUGUAUUGAACAACUGAAGAUUCCCAACCCACCGCUUUACGGCACUCAUACUUUAUUCAACCCUACCAAGCCUCCCAAAAUGACCCAACCACCACCCACCCUCGCGAUUUUGCCGACUCUUAUAAUACAUUAAAGCCCCCUUAACUAAUUUUCUAUCCGUCUGCUCCGUUGUUUUUAGAAGGAAUGGGUGAUGCAAGGUCAUCAUCUAACCUCAGUUUGGCGAGUCGCCGCUCAUCAACAGGUAUAACUGAGGGAAGAACAGACGAGAACAGGAAUAAAAGUCCAAGAAACAGUAAAGCUUUCUUGACGCCAAUCAUCUCCUAACAUCACUACCCCAAGGGAAAGAUGUGUUCAUGGCAGUCAGUGCAAGGCCCGCGUCGCCUGUGUUGCUACACAACGAGUUGCCCAUGGGUGACGAUUUCCCAUGGGUAAUGCAAGAAGUUGCCCAUGGGUGAAGGAUAAUAGUGAUACGAUGCAGCACGUUUGCUCGUCGCUAUUACUUUCCACUCUCUAACUUUCUGCAAAUUCGCAUUCACAACAUUUUCGGUCACGGUUGACAUGGAGUGAGGUGGAGACAGUGUGGCUAGAAAAAUUUGCCAGAAUACCCGCACGAGCCGGUUUACCAUGACUACAAUUGGCUACCCGAUUCGUGGAGUAUAUUGGCGACAGAGCGACUUUGACUUUGUCACGAACGUUUUACAAGCAAAUUCGUAUAAUAUGCUGACCAGUGGCAUCAUAUCUUUAUAACUAUUUUCGCUAAUUUUCCACUUUCCUUUCCGUAAGAGUGCUGUUUCGGUGUUAGACUAUAAAACAGUCCGUAUUUUUGCGUAUUCAAAUACGUGCGAACAGUCAGAAACUAAAGGUCUGAAGCGAGGCUGAAAACGGAGAGCGAGAGUGGGAAGAGUCACACGCGCUAC
Molecule: messenger RNA, 17558 nt
Organism: Porites evermanni
Lineage: Eukaryota; Metazoa; Cnidaria; Anthozoa; Scleractinia; Poritidae
Source: the annotation of a GenBank genome assembly